Lodderomyces elongisporus is the source of this 1200-nucleotide messenger RNA. RefSeq lists its product as uncharacterized. The record is from RefSeq and is a predicted model, not a curated record. Bases 1 to 1200 code for a protein of 399 amino acids. Lineage: Eukaryota; Fungi; Ascomycota; Pichiomycetes; Serinales; Debaryomycetaceae. Gene Ontology annotation, molecular function: mRNA binding. Gene Ontology annotation, biological process: regulation of gene expression. The transcript has a single exon. Gene Ontology annotation, cellular component: cytoplasm; nucleus.
AUGACAGAAUCAUUGUUUGAUACAAACUUCACAUCUGAAAAUGAAAGUAAACCUGUAGUUCCUACUACAGAAGCGGCAGCUCCUGCUUCUGCUCCAGCUCCUGCUCCUGCUUCUGCUUCUGGAUCAGAUUCUACUUUCGUUUCAGCUCCAUCAACUCAGCAAGGCACCACCGCCGCGGAGGUGCCAUCAUCAUCUGCAGACCAAGAAUCCAAAAAGGAGAGUGGUAACACUACCAGCACCGCCGCAAGUACUGAUGCCAACACAACCAGCACCAGUACUACCACUUCAGGAGACUCUCACCAAGACGCUGACUAUGACAACUCCGCUGCAUUGCCUUCCUUAGACGACAAGUCCAAUGCCGAUGCAUUGAUCAACUAUCGUGUCUUGGUGUCAGCUAAAGAAGCUGGCUGUCUCAUUGGACAAAAUGGUGGUGUCAUUGACUCGAUUCGUAAUGAAACAAACACCAAAGCUGGUAUCUCACGUUUGACCCCAGGUACUCAUGAACGUAUCUUGACCGUGUCGGGUAAAUUAGACGACAGUGCUAAAGCACUUUCAUAUUUUGCUCAAGCACUUUGCGAUUCGGCGAUUGAACUUUACAACUACUUCCCAUUGAAACAAUUGAGCUCUACACCAUGUGUCGAAGGUGAGACUACUAUCAUCAGAUUGUUGAUUCCAAAUAGUCAAAUGGGUACCUUGAUUGGCUCAAAAGGUGCACGUAUCCAACAAAUUCAACAAAGUUUUGGUGUCUCUAUGAUUGCAUCAAAACUGUUCUUGCCUGGCUCAAAUGAAAGGUUGGUUGAGUUACAAGGUACUGUUGAUGACUUGUAUGACUCCUUGCGUGUUAUUUCGCGUUGUCUUAUUGAAGAUUUUUCGUCAAGUGUUGGCACAACCACUUACUACGUGCCACGCUCCCAUCAAAUGACUAGAAAGAGCACUGCGACUAUCAACUUCCCUAACGAUAUGGUUGGAGCCUUGAUUGGUAAGAACGGUUCAAGAAUCCAAGGUGUUAGGAAAGUUAGUGGUGCCAUGAUUGGUAUCAGCGAAGCUGAAGACGGUUCAGAUGAAAGAGUAUUCACCAUCACCGGAACACAACAGGCUGUUGAAAAAGCCAAAGGUUUAUUAUACCACAACUUGGAAAGAGAAGAACAAAGAAGAGCCGAGGCUACUUCAGCUGGUGAGAACGCCACUGAAGAGUCAUAA